Messenger RNA from Drosophila biarmipes, 1645 nucleotides. RefSeq names its product methyltransferase-like protein 25B. The transcript has 5 exons. Bases 104 to 1474 code for a protein of 456 amino acids. The record is from RefSeq and is a predicted model, not a curated record. NCBI's taxonomy places the organism in Eukaryota, Metazoa, Arthropoda, Insecta, Diptera, Drosophilidae.
AAACACACAACAACGUUUACCGUUUUAUUUUGUACGGGCGGCCAAAUAAAUCUUUCUUAACCUUUGGUUGGACUGGAAGUAACUUAAUACAAAAACAAAGACAAUGUUGUUCACGAAAGAAAAAUUGGAUCAAAGCUUGGGGCUGUUAAAAAAAUAUGAAUGGCUGCUGGAUUCUUAUGUUUUGGACUUCUUCCUAGACGACCAUUGGAGUAAGCUUCCUGAAAACUGGCAGCAGCACUUGGAAAACAUUCCCCUGGAUAACCUAGAAGAUCUGCUCCAAAACGAGGAUCAUGAUAUGCAGCUAAACUGGCCAUUGGAUCUAAUGGACCUGUGGCACGAGCUACGCAAACUCUGCAUCGGCCGUGCACCCAAAAAGCAAAUCGAAAACUCCGUUCCCUGCCCACUCCUGGGUCAUCCCAAACUGAAGCACAUGUUCCUGAAGCGGGUGAAACCAAAGAAGCAGCACGAGGUCAGACGGAUGGCGGAGAUUUGUGCUCUAAGCCAUAGACAGACACCUGUUGAUUUUGUUUUGGACUUCGGAGCCGGUGUGGGUCACCUGGCUCGCAUUCUGGGCUAUGGAUACGGGGUGCAAGUGUGCUGCCUUGAAAUGCAACCCGAUCUCAACCAGCAGGCGGGGGAAAUUGAUCUGAAGCUGGAGUCUAUGGCGGCGAAACACUUGUCACAGAGCGAAACGAGGCACUUCCGGCGACCUCUGCAUCUCACACAGCGCUUGGAGAGCAACACACAGCCAGCUGAUUUUCUUUCCAGCAUCCGGGAGGCGCUGCAGCUAGAAGACGACAAGUUCCGCUUCGGAAUUAUCGGCCUGCAUCCGUGUGGCAACCUGGGACCGACAUUGAUGCGCAUAUUCCUCGGCUGCCCGCAGGCCAUGUUCCUCAACUUUGUUGGCUGUUGCUACCAGAAGAUGACCACCCAACCCACACAUCCUAGGGAGCCAUUGCAUGGUUAUCCGCUAAGCAUUUUUCUCAAGGACAAGCCAGGAUGCCAGCUCAGUUACGAGGCCCGCGAAAUCUCCUGCCAUGCAAUGGAGGUGUAUAGCGAUCGUCUCCGGGCCGGGGACUACGAGCACCUUCGAAUACACUCUCUACGGGCCGCCGCCGAGCGAAUCAUUGUCCAGCAGUUUCCAGACCUCCGGCACUGUGCUCUGCGGAAUGUUAGGCACUCACCCGGCAUGACGUUCCACCAAUAUUUCCAGAAAGCAGUGCAGGGAACUCGAUUCGAAGCUCUGGACAGCCGGGUUCUGAGUGACAAGCAGACAGAAACAGACCUGGCCAACUGGCAGCGCAUAGUUUCCUUCUACACACUUCGAUUAAUGAUGGCUCCACUGGUGGAAAGCAUUAUUCUGCAUGAUCGCUGCCUGUUUCUAAUGGAAAACGGCUGCCAAGUUCAGAUAGAGGCCUUAUUUGAUCCCCGCCUAUCACCUAGAAACCACAUUACCAUGGCAGUGAAACCCUAACUCGGAUUAGGUUGAAUUACCCUUAACUGACAACCAUAUAUCCCGCCGAAUAGCCAUGCAGUAGAUUCUUAUCGUUAAGUGGCUUCGUGGUUUCACUUUAUGUUGUCUUUAUAUGAGUUUAUUUUUUUUAGAUAAGAUUACGAUAACAUCGUUUCGCCGAUGAAAAAUGCA